AUGGAGCACAUCGGAGAUACCAAUCGAGCUCUUCAACAGGAAAUGGACUACCAGGAGUAUUUGGCGGACGAACUCUUCCGAUCAGAACCAAGGGUAUUCUUGUGUUGAGUUCUUAGCAUAAAUUUGGUCUAAUAGGGGAUCUUUACGGACGCCGAACUCAGAGAUCUCCAGGUAGGAAAAGCAUCUUUUUAUAAAACUGGCCCAUCUUAUCUAUAUAGAAUAAAAUUGAGCUGAACGAAAGUCACUUGGAAUAUCUUGCAGCAACAACAAAUUUGGAAAACUUGUUUUCCGUAAGUCUACGUCCACUUUAUCGAAUUUUGUACUCUUUUGACACAUUCAUCAAGUUUGAACCAAUCUGAUAGGUUUUACAGUUAAAUUGUCUAUUUAUGAAAUGAAAAUGGUGUUUAGUUCUGCAAACUAACAAAAGCUUAUAUUGUGUUGCCUUUGAAUUCCAGAAAAUUGGUAGUCAUGAUGUAGGCAGAAAAUACUUAAUUAUUUCAAACUUCAGUGA
Messenger RNA from Spirometra erinaceieuropaei, 511 nucleotides. NCBI's taxonomy places the organism in Eukaryota, Metazoa, Platyhelminthes, Cestoda, Diphyllobothriidea, Diphyllobothriidae. The record is from the annotation of a GenBank genome assembly.